AUAGGUCUGGUUGAUGCUGUUGUGCAGCCACUUGGAGAUGGGCUCGAACCAGCAGCUGCAAACACUCAUAGAUAUCUGGAAGAAGUUGCAGUGGAAACAGCUCGGAAACUAGCUAAAGGUUCAUUAAAAGUGAACAGAGAGAAGCCUAUGAUGGAGAUGAUUAUGCAGAAGGUGAUGUCCACCUCGAUUGUGCUUGACAGAGUAGUGUUGAAAAAGGCCAGGGAUCAGGCGGUACGUGCCGGUUUGGUUGAAGGACCUACUGAAGGGUAUAAAACCGAAUCAGAGAGCUUCGGCGAGCUAAUCCAGUCGUAUCAGUCCAAAGCAUUGGUAGGACUUUUCACAGGAUCGACUGAAUGCAAGAAAAACAAAUAUGGGAAAGGCUUACCAGUCAAAGAAGUCGCUGUAGUGGGUGCAGGAUUAAUGGGAGCAGGAAUAGCUAAUGUUACCAUUGAUAAAGGACUGAAAUGUGUGUUACUGGAUAUGAAUGAAAAGGGACUGGAACGAGGUGAGAAUCAAAUUGCCAAUCAUCUUGAUGGUCAAGUAAAACGAAAGAAGAUUAACAAACUAGAGAAAGAAAAGAUAAUUGCCAAUCUCGUUGUGACUUGUGAUUAUAAUGCUAUGAAGAACGCAGAUAUAGUGAUCGAAGCUGUAUUCGAGGAUUUGGAACUGAAACACAAAGUCAUAAAGCAAGUUGAAGGAAUUGUUGGAAAGGAUACAAUCAUCGCAUCCAACACGUCGGCGCUACCUAUCAAGGAUAUCGCGAAAGCUUCAUCACAUCCAGAUAAAGUACUAUUUCUUCCUUUUUUUGGAUAGUU
This is a messenger RNA of Cylicostephanus goldi, 815 nucleotides long. The record is from the annotation of a GenBank genome assembly. NCBI's taxonomy places the organism in Eukaryota, Metazoa, Nematoda, Chromadorea, Rhabditida, Strongylidae.